AUGGCGGACGUGGCGGGCCUGGUAAUCAGCGUCGCCACAGCAUGGAAAACAUGCGUGCAGAUAUUUGAAAUUGUCGACACGAGCAGGAAAUACGGCUGGGACUACGAGGUCCUCCGCAUCAAGCUCGAGGUCGAACGCGUCCGGCUUCUGGCGUGGGGAGAGGCAGUGGGCCUCGCGGGGCUCAACAACAGCCAGAUAAUUCCUGAUCCCCGCUUACGAUCCACAGAGAUCCAGACUAUGGUGAUGCGAGUCUUGGGUUGUAUACAGAAUAUCUUUGAGAACUCGGAGGCCCUGCAAAACAAGUACGGUCUGCGUCCGAGUGAGUCGCACAAAGACAAGCAAGUCGAUCUCCUGCGGUCCGUUUUCAAGCGCGAGUAUAACACUCUGCUACGAUCGGCUAAGGAGCGACAGCGCUCGACGACCUUGGCUCGCAAGACCUUGUGGGCAGUCCAUGACAAGAGGAAGUUCCAGUCCAUGGUGGCUGAGAUCAAGGGGUUCAAUGAGAACCUCGAAACCCUCUUCCCGGACGUCAAGAUCAAAGCGGCGGAGGCGAUGCGACAGGAUAUCGGGCGCAGUGACCAGAUCCAGGACUUGCGUCUUCUGCAAGAAGCAACUGCCGGGGAGUACGAGGAUAUCUCUGAGAGUGCCAGUGUUCGUUUGGAGACGCUUGGUGCUACCGUGACAGACAUAUCGGAUAUAGUAUCACUCGAUGAUGACACUGUUAUUUGGGGUGAGAGCGACGAAGAGGAUGACAGUGGCUGGGCUGUUGGACAAGGCGAUGGUGAAGAAGUCCGAGAGAUUCCCAGGCCAAGGGAGAAAGAAAUAGUCCAGCUGUCCAAGAGACUACACGGGGCCGUGCUAUUCGAGACAAUGAAGAACCUGGGUGCACUCCGUGUCAGUCUACGAAAACCAGAUGACGCCUUGGGGCGGGCAUUUACGCAUCUCAGUUGGGAAGGCUAUCCUCCAGUGGAAACCUGGGAUCCGGAAGACUCCUGCUGGGCAUAUAAGAUGACGGUUCUUGGGACGCCGCAUCCAUCUUUCGAACUAUAUCACAAAAAGAAAUUCAUUCACAUGCAGCAUAUGAGAUCCAAAUUCGCCAUGUCCACGGAAGAAGAUUACGUCUUCUUCGACAUCGAAAGCGAUCCCGAGUAUCAGAGUGCUUAUUACGGCACGGUCACUUGUGACGGCUUUGGUCUGGAAUGCUGGGAUUACGAGGUGCUCUUCGGUAAACAGCGAGAUAUGGACGUUCUUGUUAUAUACAACGACUUGCCAGCCCUCCCUGACGGCAGCAAGAUCCUGCGUCGUCUGGAUGAGUUGUAUCAGGAUACCAGCCAAGUCGGUUUAAGUAACUCCAACUCCUGGCACGACAUGGCAGACCUUGAGGAAUUCACGGGCGAGCUGGCACUUGCUGCGACAAAAGGCAUUGUACCCACGUCAUUUGUUGUUGCCGACCUGUGUAGCCUCCUGAACAAUCAGAAUGUCAUCGCCGAUUUCACCACCAAAGCAAGCGUGGCAGAAGAAUGGAGGGCUCCCACAGACCGAAGUAUUGGGCUUUGGAACUUUCUCCGACAGAUGAUCAUCACCAAUGAACUGGCACGCCGUCUGUCAUGCGAUGCAGAGGGACAAGUCCGCGGAUUCACGACCAAGGUCCUGGCUUCCCUCAUUAUUGCGGAUCGUUGGUUCCAGAAUGUGCAGAUUCGGCUAGUGGACACGAGCGUCGAUACCUCGAGUAUCCCAAAGACUGUCUCUUCUCUCCAAAAGUCCAAGGCCGAGGACUUCAAGAGACAAGGGAAUGAGGCCACAAGGAAGAAACUGCAUCAGCGGGCCGUCGAGCUGUACACCGAAGCUGUCAAGGCCGAUCCCGGUAAUGUCGUUUACCGUAACAACCGCUCCGGAGCCCUGUAUGACUUGGGAAAGAACCGGGAAGCCUUAGACGAUGCGCUCAUCGCCAUGAAGCUCGAUCCGACAUAUGCAAAAGCGUGGGCUCGCCUAGGACUAGCGCAUCUGCGGCUCGGACGGGGGAAAAGGGCAAAGGAGGCGUUACAACGUGCCAUCGAGCUCGCAGGACGGAACGUCACGGACACAAUGCGCCAAGGUCUCGAGGACGCCAAUGCAAAGAUUGAGGCCGACAUGAACGCUGUCGAGCAAGAGAAGAACAAAGAACGGGCGCGCAGGCUCCAUGUCGCUUUUCUGGAUGAGGACUGGGACUUGACUGGUAGAACGGUUGCAAUGGAUUCGCGGGUUCAUGCCCAGCAGACCGAAGGGCUCGUCCUGUUCGCUGAACGGAUGCGGUGGCCGUAUCUGGAGGAAGUUCGCAACUAUGCGGAAACCGUCUACGGAAAUCUUGUUGGCGGACAGACCAUCCCGUCGCACCUGCAUGACUGGAUGUAUGGGAUGAUGCUCCCCGGGAAAUGGUUCGCGUUCAAGAUCAUGAGCGCCUUGAUUAUCUGCAGUCGAUCCAUCCGCCACACAAUUGGACUGGCCCCGUACUACGACUGCGGAGUCUCGCUACCGCAGGCUUCCUACUGGCGAGUUCGGACCCCGCUGGGAAGCAUUCUGGGAUGCUUACCAGGAGUUAGAUCGUUGAAUGGGUGGCUUGGCCCGUGCCCACCAGUACGGUUCAUUUCCUCUCUGGACGCCAGUAAGCCCCGGCAUAUCCGUGUUCACGCUCGACGCUUAGCGCCCUUUACGACCAACUCUGAAUGGGAUGACAGCGCGGUGUUGCUGCAGGGUGGCAAUGUCGAAUACGAAGCUCGAUGCAUGAAGCUCGGCGAGGAGAUUGAGCCAUAUCUUGCCGCCAUGACGGACAGGAAUCAGUGGGUGUUACCAGAGGAACCAGUCCAACAGGCCAGCGUCUGUGAAAUGAAAGCCAUUGAGCUCCAAGCCUUGCCGUCACCGAAGAGUGUCCCAGCACUAUCUCUCGGGGUGGAGAUGAGAGAAGAGAGAAUGGACCGUGAGACCGACUACCAAGCCCGCAUUGUUUUCCAGAUGGAUGGCAGUGAACGAACGGUGGCUUACACUCUGUAUACGAAUCCCAUUUUUGUCAGUCUGCCCGCCUGCCGAUUUGGUCCCCGAGGGAAUCAUGAAUUACACUUGCGAGAAGUAUCCCAGUAUCAGAACAAUAUCUGGACGGUCGAGCGACUGAAAGAGCAAUCGGUAGAUACGAUCGACCCGGAUAGCGUCAUAAUCAUCAACGCCACGGGACGUGGAUGCGAACUGAUGGCUCGCGCCUGGUGUGCAGAACGAGGAAGAAAUGCCAUUGUUUGUAGAGCAGGGGGGCCCUGUUUUGCCUGUGCUGUUCGAGCCGCUAGUCGCUAUAAACUGGGAAUUGGCGUAGUCAUUUGGGUGUCUUAG
Messenger RNA from Aspergillus udagawae, 3354 nucleotides. RefSeq lists its product as uncharacterized. Gene Ontology annotation, molecular function: protein binding. Bases 1 to 3354 code for a protein of 1117 amino acids. NCBI's taxonomy places the organism in Eukaryota, Fungi, Ascomycota, Eurotiomycetes, Eurotiales, Aspergillaceae. The transcript is spliced from 2 exons. The record is from RefSeq and is a predicted model, not a curated record.